UUUGAACUUAGGACACUACUACUAUUAGUAAACAUAUUUUCAAUUAGACUGCAAUUCAUUUGUUAUUGUGUUUUAUAUCCAAAUAUAAUGGUAAAAAGCUAUUCCUUAUCCCCAAUUUUUUUAAAAACCUAACAAUUAAACACUUACUGGGCUAUCCUAAUCUAGUAGAAUAUGUCGAGAGCAAUUGUUGAGCAGUGUAGACACCGAAUGUAUUUUACCAUUUUUUUCAUAAUACGAAACCCAUAUGAACUUUUAUUGUAACUUUUACUAGUAGGAUGUUUCAUAUUCUUUAAUUUUUAUUUUUAUUUUGAUUUUUAAUUUUAAUUUAUUUUUUAAUAUAUUUUUAAAGAAAACAACCCUAUAUAAAAUUUAUGGGUUUGUCACUGAAAAUAAUUGUUCACCAACUCCACUAAUCUUCUAUGUAAAAUGGGUGAAUUCAUAAUCGCUAUAUGAAUAUGACCAAAUACCUUAUGUACAUACACAUAGUAUAUUCAAGCUUGGAAAAUAAUAUUCUCUUACUGCAUAUUUACCAUGGAGAUGGCUAGUUUCAUAUAGCAUUUCAACUUGCUGUUUACUUCAAUACAGUAUAUUCUGCUAUCUCUACGCACCAUUUCUCAAUUGUUUCCCGGAAGAAAACUCUAACCAAUUUGAAGUACCCACCCUUUUGCACGUACUCUGCCCGUGAUGGUAUCAAGAUCUAAGAAGGCGACGACUAGACAACACGAAACGAUUCAACUUUCUUCUUCAAACUACAAAAAAGAGGAGGUUUAUAUAGUAACAAUAAGUCGUCCUUAAAUAUCACUUCUAGAGACAAACUAUUGUCCCACAUAAUCAAUAUCACGAUUCUAUUGGGCCUAUAUGGGGAGAAAAUAUCGUCCCCUUUUUCUUUCUAUAGGGUGACAUAUCGUUUAUAUAGAGACGACAAGUUGUCACUUAUGACUUUUGGAGACAAACAAUUAUCCUCUAACUUGUGUAUUGGGAGACAAGGAGUUGUCAUUUACACACCUUUUGGGAAAGGUUAAUUGUCUCAUAUGUAACUCGUAUGAACCAUACACUUUCUAACAAAGAAUAUAUAUACACUAAAUGUACUAAAAUACUGUCUUUAUUAGUGAUAAUAGAAAAAUAGGCUUAGUGUACUGCUGAAUAUAUUGAUAUAUAAAAGCCUUAGUUACAAUCACUGUUCAUUAGUGGCCCCCACUCUCAAAAGUUUAGCCUUCAUUGGCCCAAGUGGCACCCUUCCCCUCUCAUAGAAAUUUUAGCAUAUCUUAUUACCCCACUCUCCAUUGACAGACCUUUGGAUCUUUCUUUUCUCCAUUGGUCGCACAUCAAUUCUGCAAUACCCACAAGACUUUCUUCCAAUCCCUCUCUACUUUUUUGCUUUCCUUCCCACACGCAAGACUUCUGUUCUUCCAACCAUUCUUCUGACAUCUUUUACUUCCAAUGCUUCCUCUGCCAGCCUUCCCUUGCCAUCUUCUCUUCAUUAUUGAAUGUCCAUCACCACUUUGACUAUGGGUUGCAUUAGCGAGACUCUCCCCUUUGCUCAAUCACACGCAACUCUUGCUUUUCUUUCUCUUUGUUUCUCGGUCCUCUCACUCUCUUUCGCUGUGAAGAUGAAGAAGAUGUUCAUCAAGAGGAGGCAGAAGAUACUGCUCUCUUAUUUCUUCCCGCUUGCUCGACAGAAUCCUAGGUUCUGAUCCCUCUGUUUUUCGUCUUCUUCAGAUCUCACCUGCUGAAUUUCAUGUAGCUUCUUAUAUUUUGUUUCAUUUUUAAUCUUUGCUCCCCUCACUGGUUUGCAGAGAAAGCAAAACUCAUUGAUAAGUACGACGGCGUGGGAAAGAGAAGGCGGGUGAAACAGUGAAGAUUAAUGAAUGCCAAAGAGAAAGAGGAAAGCCACCUGGUGUAGCGCCGAGAUCUGCAAGAGAUGGGAUUCUGUCGAGCCCGGUACAGGUGGAAACGGAAGCAGAGGGAGGGCAGCAAAAUUGGGAGUGCGUCUCAAGUGGGAUUCCACCAAGGCCGUCUGUGUUCUUUGGGGAGUGCAUGACGAUUGGUGGAGAGCUGUGGAAUGCUGAGAUUCCUUCAAAAGCGCUCUUGGAGUGGGGAACAAUGCUCUGGUGGGAGAGGCCGAUAGGAGAACUGGUAGGUGUGUUGCAGCUGCUGCGUUUCGUGGGGAAAGGCAUCGGCCUCUGCUAUGAUCACGUUGUUCGGAAAGUGUUGAGACUAUGGGGUUUUGGGGAAUAAGAGAUCCGAUGAUUCAGAUUAAUUCCGCUGAGGGAGGGUUGUGCGGGGUAGGAAUUAGCAACGAUUUAUGACGAUUGCAGCAUCUGUUGUUCUUUUUCCUUUUAUUUUCUUAUUAUUUUCUCUUACAUAGCAAGUUUAGCUCAUGGAACUCUGUAUUUGCUUUUUCAGUUUUUCACAAGGUUUGCAGGUGUGAUGGUUUGAUCCGCUUCAAGACAAAGGACUUUGGGUGAGUAUUGAAUAAUCCCGACAUACACUCAGAGAAUUAUCUGGUUCGAUUGUACACUUAUAUGUUGUGGAGCUUCUAUGAUGGAUUCGUUUAUUUUUUUUUGGUGAAAUGAGGUGUUUACAUGAUUUUCAAUAGAGGAUGAGAUUAGAUGGCUGUGUAUCCGGAGCAAGAACUAAGUCACCAGUAACGAGUAUGGGGUUGCGACGUGGCAUGGUGAAGAACGAGUCCUGCCAGGACGAUUUUGUGGUUACCGUGAAAACAAGCAAAGUUCGAUUGAAGCGGCAGAAUUCAGCAAAGAAACUCGAAGCCAGUUUGUGGCGAUGGGCCUGAAGUGGGCACGGCGCAUCCACCGUCUGGAAUUUUCUAGCACACUUUUCAGCAGCGGUCACCUGUAAUUUCACUUCUCUCUCAAUUCUGGGUUUUAUAGAUUAACGACCAUGACAUAUUGCUAUUGGAGAAGCCCUGAUGAUGGAUCCAUUCGAAUUGUGGGUUUUUGUUUUCUCAGUUCGUGGAGGACCGCUAAAGAAAGUUGUUUCAUUUCUUGGUUUUUGGUUGUUUAAAAAAGAGGAUGGAUUGAUUGCUGCUGAUACUAUCAAGAUGUCCACUAGCAGACUUCACUUUCAAUUGAAGAACAAAUGCACUGCAUUAUUGUUUUGUUCACGGGUCAUGGUUGUUUCUUGGUGUUUUUUUAAUUGCCAUUACUUUUGAAAUGGUAGCAGAUGGUGACUUGUGAUUACUCAGUUAUUUCUGCUACAAGAAACCGUGUAAGUUGAAAUACAGAUGCCUUAUGUUUCUGCUGAGUACUGGAAAUGAUGUUAGUUGGAGGGUUCAUAGACUCUUUUUUUCGUCAACAACAGGGUUCAGAGUUCAGACACUCUUGAUUACCUUGACAAAAGGAUUUGUUACCAAAUAAGAUAACAUUGAAGGGCCGAUUCAUUCAUGAAUGGUUAUUUUGUGGCAAAAGGACUUGCUCAUUUAACCUCUGUUAAUUGCUAGCAGAUCUUUUUUAUAUUAUAUAUGUUAAUUGAAUCUGCUUUAGGUUAGGUUUUCCUACCUUCUCCCUCUAAGAUGUUGAUUGGUAUGAACACUAUCACAAAGUUGAUGGGUAUGAGCCUUGGAAACUGUUUCAGAUCGUUGGAUAGGGGUUAAUUGGUCCAUAGUUGAUGGUUUAUUUUGUUGGUUGGUCUUAGAUUCAUGAAUGCUAAAGCUUAAAAUUAGUAAAAUACUGGUUGCUACAAAAGAUUUGAUUAUGAUUUUUUGGGAUCUGCUGUUACUUCCUUUCAAACAUUUUAUUUACUUUGUGUUUGACGAAUUUGUAUUCAGCUCAUGCUUUGAUCAAUUUCCUUAACAAGGUUGUGCUCGAAACACAGGCUUGCUUUCUUGUGUGAGUCGGCUCUAUUUACUUUUCUAUAUAUUGUUCAGCGUGUAUGUUUUCUCAACUAAACCCAAUCAUCCAAGUCAAAAUGUAGGGGAAGAGGCCAUCAAUUCCCUUUAGAGUCACUAUCAUCAGAUAUCGAAUAUUAGGGGCUGCUGAUAAGUAGUUUAAGCAUCUUCUUUAUUAUUUUGGCAUAUGUGAAUCUUGCGUAGUAGAUUGGUUAGGAAUUGUCAGGCAAUAGUAUUGGAAGUCUACUGGGAAUUUGAGGAAAGUAUGGAGUAUAUGAAUAACCCAUGUGUUAAAAGAAUAGCAUGUGGAACUAUAAUAACAAAGCAGCCACAAUGCACUAAGUCAAUACAUGAUUAUCACAUAAGCAUCAACGAACAGAACAAAGUCCUGAACCAUGGAACUAUCUUAGUGAUUCGCAUUUCAAUGCCCCAAGUAUCAAAAGGUAAAUGAAGGCUCUUCUUGGUCAUAUGUUGCUAAUUCCUAUUGCAAUUAGUUGAAAACUGACGUGGUUGUAUCCCCUCAUUUACAGAGUUAUGCAGAGGUUUUGAGGGAGCUUGAUGAAUGACAAGGCAGUGGCAGUGUCAUUGCCUCAUGUCAAUGAAUCUUCUAAAGGCAAAGGGAAUCUUCAGGAGUGGGCUAAUGCAUGUCUUCGUCUUCGUAUAUGUGAUGUCGAUAGGGUUGUUUAGAGAUGUGAUGUCGAUGGCCUCGAUUAAUAACUAAAAAAGAAAUCUGCCAACUUGCAAGGCUCAGUAUGUAUAUAUUUUGCUUCAGUAAGAUUUGAAGGAGAGCAUGAUGCUAUUUUUUAAUUUUGUGUUUCAUGCACUUCUCAAAUUAUUAUCUAAGGUUUUCAGUACGGUUUAGUGGUAAUGCUCUAACCUUGAUUUCACUCCAAGUAAUAGUGAACUUUUAUCUUUUGCUAUUCGUUGUAAAUAGCAAUUAUAUAAUGUUAUUGCUUAUGCGCGAAGCGUAGCGAGCGGGUCUUUGCUAGUAUUACAGGUACUAGAGCACUCCACUAAUUUAUUCAUCCAAAUCACGAGCUCCUUUUGUCUUAAAUCACUAACUUCUAACUUGUUGCAUGCUCGACUUCCCUGUCUUCACCUGGCACUACAUUUGGUCGGCUUGAUUUCUGAUCUUUGUGUUAAGAUGAUUUGUUGGGCUUGAUCUUCCAGUUUCAAAAAGUUAUUUCACUGUUAAACUAUGCAUAUACUGCUUUGGAAAAUGAAUAGAAAAAGAUAAUAAAGUCAGAAUAGUUAAAAUAACUCAGAUAGCUUGUAAUAUGAAUGACUGAAAGAUGAUCUUCUUUCUACAAAGGGUAUCACAUUAUUAACUAACUCGACUUAAAAGGUGGGUAUGAGAGAACUCACAAUACUCAAAGCACUUGGCUUGUCCCCUGCUCCUCUUCAAGUUUAUCUAAAUUUCAAACCCUCAAAAUGCAAAUGAUCAAAGCAACAUCCAUGAAGUAGAGAUCAGUCAAGCAUCAGUAGAUGAAUAAUAGAAACCAAGGUCCCUGUAUAAGCAAGGAAAUAAUAGUUAUGGUAAAAGCAUCCACAAAAGAAGAACUAAAUUAACUUGAGACGCAAAAUCAAGUGGCAUUCAUGUUUUUAACAAUAAGUCCCACAUUCAAUUUCAGAAUCAAGCAUGUGAAUCCUUAAUUUAUUUAUCAAUACAGCCUGUAGAUACUUCCUAGAGUAGAAAGCAGAGAUUUUCAACUAAACCUCCCGGUUACCAAUCAACAAGGACAUGCGGCUUGGUCAAGAUCGAGGAAUGAAUCACAUUCCUGGCA
Linum trigynum is the source of this 5631-nucleotide messenger RNA. NCBI's taxonomy places the organism in Eukaryota, Viridiplantae, Streptophyta, Magnoliopsida, Malpighiales, Linaceae. The record is from the annotation of a GenBank genome assembly.